Molecule: messenger RNA, 1841 nt
Organism: Rattus norvegicus (Norway rat)
Lineage: Eukaryota; Metazoa; Chordata; Mammalia; Rodentia; Muridae
Source: RefSeq, a predicted model, not a curated record
GGUCCUCUGACCUGACGCCCACACACCACUUCUCCAGGUCCCUGAUUCUUGGCAAAUGUUAACACCAUGAGUUUCGUGGCAUACGAGGAGCUGAUCAAGGAAGGCGACACAGCCAUCCUGUCACUGGGCCAUGGCUCGAUGGUGGCAGUGCGUGUGCAGCGUGGGGCACAGACCCAGACCCGGCAUGGCGUCCUGCGGCACUCAGUGGACCUCAUUGGGCGUCCAUUUGGCUCCAAGGUGACUUGCAGCAGAGGCGGCUGGGUGUAUGUGCUGCACCCUACUCCCGAGCUCUGGACGGUGAACCUGCCCCACCGCACACAGAUCCUCUACUCUACCGACAUUGCCUUAAUCACCAUGAUGCUGGAGCUGCGGCCCGGUUCUGUGGUCUGUGAAUCAGGCACGGGCAGCGGUUCCGUGUCCCACGCGAUCAUCCGCAGUAUCGCCCCCACGGGCCACCUACACACGGUAGAAUUCCACCAGCAGCGGGCAGACAAGGCCCGGGAGGAGUUCCAGCAGCAUCGGGUGAGCCAGUGGGUGACUGUGCACACUCAGGAUGUGUGCCGGAGUGGCUUCGGUGUGGUUCACGUGGCUGACGCCGUCUUCUUGGAUAUCCCAUCACCCUGGGAAGCUGUGGGCCAUGCCUGGGAUGCCCUCAAGGUUGAAGGUGGGCGCUUCUGCUCCUUCUCGCCGUGCAUUGAACAGGUGCAGCGCACAUGCCAGGCCCUGGCAGCCCAUGGCUUCACAGAGCUCAGCACCCUGGAGGUGCUGCCACAGGUCUACAAUGUGCGCACUGUCAGUCUGCCCUUGCCUGACCUGGGGGCCGACGACUUAGAGGGCAACGUGGGCUCUGAUGCCACCCCCUUCCGUAGUGGCACACCCAUGAAGGAGACUGUGGGCCACACUGGCUACCUCACUUUUGCCACCAAGACCCCAGGCUAGUGGGCCUCCAAAGGAAUAUCGGAGGCCAGCCGGAGGCCAGAGGCUGCCUUAUAUGGUCAGCCACUGCGUUUAGAAAGAGAUGGGGGAGGGGCCUCCUGGGUGGUUGGGGAAUAGGCUGGCCCGCUCAGUUGGGAGGCACUCCUGUCUUCUGAGAGGGAACCUCCGCUUCCUCACUGCCCAGCUCAAGCGCAGCCCCUGCUCUUUGUUGUCAACAUGAAGUUUCCCCUCCACAGCUUUCCUGGGUUUUGGGACCAAAUGGUACAACUUGAGAGCAGCAGAAGCUUGGGGCACUGUCUGAAGCCCCAGCUGACCUACAGGAGCAACGGACUAUCCCAUCCCUGGUCCAAGGCUCCAGCCCCUGGUGGUCCAGAGCUUAGCCAGAAGCUGUGGUUGAGCUAAGCUCAGAAAGCUGGGCCUAUAUUCAUCUUCCUAUACCUCCCUGAGGCUGAUGGAGGGACCAGGCCAGCUUAGGAUCAAAGGACGUGACUCCAUAAUCUUGUGCUGCACAGGCCCUGUGUGAGCGUGCCCGUGUGAGCGCGCCCGUGAGCUCCUGAUGUGCUGUCACCUGAGGUUAGGCGGCAUCCUGUGGAGAUGGCAUGCAGCAGGUUAGGUCCAUGCUUCCAGUGGCCUGUCAAGCCCUUGUUGGAGCUAGGGUCAAAGAGCAGGUCAUAGAGGAGGCCAUCAUGUGCUAAGAGCCCUGUCUAUGGACUUGCUGCAUGUGUCACCUUGGUGUCCAUUCCCACCCAGUAUGUGGCUGGCUUCACGGGAGUUUCAUAUUGGUGCGAGGCUGCCCUGUAGCUGCUGGUGAUGUGUGAAACCAGCCACUGAGAGACUUAACCAUGUCAUAUGUCAUACCUGACAUUACCUAGAGGAGCAAUAAAUGUUUUACCCCACUGUGCUUA